AUGUCAUCAUCUUCAUCUUGCAACACGCUACCUGAUUCCCCUGAACUCGAAACCCGGAAUUGGCUGAAUCUUCCGCCCGAUGUUACGUCAAUGAUUCUGCUGAAACUUGGAGUUAUCGAAAUCCUUUUUAGGGCUCAGUUUGUGUGCACUAAAUGGUGGAGAAUCUGCGAAGACCCUGGCAUGUGGCGUAUCAUUGACAUGCGGAUUAAGGGUCUUGAUUACUUAAACUACAUUAAUGUUAUGACGUUUAUGUGUCGCCUCGCAAUCGACCGGAGCUGUGGCCAGUUAGUUGAUAUUACUCUCGAGCGUUUCGCUGGCAAUGAUCUGCUCAAGUACAUUGUGAAUUCCACACCACAUCUCCGACGCCUACGUCUUGUGAUUUGCUAUGGGAUAUCGGAUCAAGUAAUGAGUGAAGCUGCGAAAAAGCUUCCUUUGUUAGAGGAGCUUGACAAUUCUUUCGGCAGUAAUUCUACUGUUGCUCUGGAAGCUAUUGGCCAGAGUUGCCCGCUUUUAAAAUCCUUGAAAUUCAAUAGGGCUUACAGACAUCGAUUCAUGCAAGACCGUGAUAAUGAGGCACUUGCUAUUGCGAAAACCAUGCCUGAGUUACGUCAUCUCGAACUUAAUGGAAAUCAGCUUACUAAUGAUGGCUUGGUUGCUAUUCUUGAUGGUUGUCCUCGCCUCGAAUCUCUUAACUUACGUCGAUGUUUUAACCUUGAUUUGCGAUGUAGUUUGGGGAAAAGAUGUGAAGAACAGAUCAGGGAUUUACGGCUUCCAUAUACUGUUCCUGCAGUUGACCUCAGAAUUGAUUCCGAUUUGGAUGAAGAUGAUGUAGGCUUCUAUUAUGAUUUAGCCUUUACGUUAAUCGAAAAUAGUGUUGAAGAUGCUUAUGAAUUUUGA
Molecule: messenger RNA, 897 nt
Organism: Gastrolobium bilobum
Lineage: Eukaryota; Viridiplantae; Streptophyta; Magnoliopsida; Fabales; Fabaceae
Product: putative F-box/LRR-repeat protein 23
Exons: 2
Coding region: 1-897 (298 amino acids)
Molecular function (GO): protein binding
Source: RefSeq, a predicted model, not a curated record